This is a messenger RNA of Oikopleura dioica, 825 nucleotides long. The record is from the annotation of a GenBank genome assembly. Lineage: Eukaryota; Metazoa; Chordata; Appendicularia; Copelata; Oikopleuridae.
AUGGGCCAUCAUAUGGCCAACAAGAAGCAAGAGGAUCCCAUGCGUCUCAUCGACGACUCUUACAAUAAGCUUUUGUUGCUGAACAAAAAGAAAAACUUCCAAAUCGUGGGUUCAUCGACAGUUUGCAUCCUCUCCUUCGAGCAGGAAACGGGAAUCCUGACGACGGCGAAUCUCGGCGACUCGGGCUACCUAAUUGUCCGCAACGGCGAAAUCAUAGACAGGAGUGAAAAACAGACGCACAAGUUUAACAUUCCAAAGCAACUGGCUUAUGCGCCGCCAAGUCUGCGAUUUAUCGCUGAUAUGCCGUCUGAUGCACACGAAAAGAAAUUCGUCACGCACCCGGGAGAUCUAAUCGUCACAGCUACCGAUGGUCUGUUCGACAACGUCCCCGACGAAGUGCUACUCCAGGAACUCUCGUAUCUUCCCCACGCCGAUCAAAUCCACACUCAAGACCUGGAGCGCACGGCAAAGUGCCUAGCCUCGCGCGCGCACAAGAACGCGCUCAACAAAUCGUACGUUUCUCCCUUCGCGCUCGCCGCCAAAAGCGCCGGCUUCCACUACACCGGCGGCAAAAUGGACGACAAAUUCUGGAUCGCUCGAACGCAUGGCUCGCGGGAAAUAAGCGAAGUGAAGGAAGUGUUCUUCAUCAGCAACAUUCUGCAAUUCGAAAUGAUCCACUUCAUCGGCCAGCUGCAGUACUACAUUCACUUCGAAAUCAGCGAGACAUCUUGGGCAGUCUUCGCCGAAAAGGUCGAGAAAGCAAAUGACCUGAACGAAGUGAUCAUCGCGCACAAUGCCUUCCUCAACGAGCUGGAACAGGGCUAA